UACAGAGUCAUCAUUGUUCGCCGCUGAAAAUCCCCCCCCCUCGUUAUAUGUACGGCCGCCGGCAAAUCCCCGCAUAACUCUCCCCGCCGCCGCUCCGCCCCAAGUAAUUCCUGGUAUGCUCUAACUAUGGCUGCUCCGAGACCGGCAUUUUCUAUUUCUCCGGCAGCGAGUAACCCGAUCAGGUUCGGAUGUUUGCCGCCGCAAUGCCUUGUCCGUGUUUCUCGGUCUACGUAUCCACGAGUAGCAGCUACAAGUUUUGUUUUGCCCAGUUCUCGGAAGCGGAUUUGUGGCGGCGAUGUGUUCCGAUGUGAACUCCCGGAUUUUCGUGUUUCGGCUUCAACUACGGGCGUAUCAACUGAGACAUCGGUGGACCAGGUUCAACUCCCUAGAGGUGAUAUGUGGAGUGUUCACAAGUUUGGUGGGACUUGUGUGGGAAACUCACAACGGUUAAGGAAUGUUGCUGAAGUCAUCAUAAAUGACAAUUCAGAAAGGAAGCUGGUUGUUGUGUCAGCAAUGUCGAAGGUUACAGAUAUGAUGUAUGAUCUAAUCCACAAGGCACAGUCAAGGGAUGAUUCGUAUGUGUACGCGCUGGAUGCUGUUCUGGAAAAGCAUCGGUUGACAGCUCGCGAUCUUCUUGAUGGAGCAGAUCUUGCGAGUUUCUUGUCCUGUUUGCAUAAAGAUGUUAAUAACCUCAAAGCAAUGCUCCGUGCCAUAUACAUAGCUGGCCAUGCAUCUGAGUCAUUUUCGGAUUUUGUUGUUGGACAUGGAGAGCUAUGGUCUGCUCAGAUGCUAUCAUUUGUUGUCAGAAAGACUGGGCUAGAGUGCAAGUGGAUGGAUACUAGAGAUGUGCUUAUUGUCAAUCCCACCAGCUCUAAUCAGGUCGAUCCUGAUUUUGCUGAAUCUGAGCGAAGAAUUGAAAAAUGGUUCUCGCAAAAUCCAUCGAAAGUAAUUGUUGCAACAGGGUUCAUUGCUAGUACUCCGCAGAACAUCCCAACAACUUUGAAAAGAGAUGGAAGUGAUUUUUCAGCAGCUAUAAUGGGUGCCCUUUUAAGGGCUCGCCAGGUCACAAUUUGGACUGAUGUGGAUGGUGUAUACAGCGCAGAUCCUCGGAAAGUUAACGAGGCUGUGAUACUGAAGACACUGUCAUACCAAGAGGCCUGGGAAAUGUCUUAUUUUGGAGCAAAUGUCCUACAUCCCCGUACUAUUAUCCCUGUGAUGCGAUAUGAUAUUCCGAUUGCGAUUAGAAAUAUAUUCAAUCUCUCUGCUCCGGGAACAAUGAUUUGCCAACCUGCUUCUGCUGAAAAUGCGGAUGACUAUAACUUGGAGACCCCUGUCAAAGGAUUCGCAACUAUUGACAAUUUGGCUCUUGUAAAUGUUGAAGGUACUGGAAUGGCUGGUGUACCUGGUACUGCUAGUGACAUUUUCGGUGCUGUCAAAGAUGUUGGAGCUAAUGUGAUUAUGAUAUCACAGGCUAGCAGUGAGCAUUCUGUGUGCUUUGCUGUGCCCGAAAAGGAGGUGAAAGCUGUUUCUGAAGCACUGCGAUCUAGAUUUAGUCAAGCUUUAAAUGCAGGACGUCUUUCCCAGAUCGAGGUAAUACCUAAUUGUAGCAUCCUAGCAGCAGUGGGUCAAAAAAUGUCAAGUACACCUGGAGUUAGUGCUACCCUUUUCAACGCCCUUGCGAAGGCUAAUAUUAAUGUCCGUGCUAUAGCUCAAGGUUGUUCUGAGUACAAUGUUACUGUAGUUGUCAGACGCGAAGAUUGCGUAAGGGCGCUAAAAGCUGUGCAUUCAAGGUUUUUUCUGUCAAGAACCACCAUAGCAAUGGGAAUAAUAGGUCCAGGCUUGAUUGGUGGCACAUUACUUGAUCAGCUUAGGGACCAGGCUGGCGUUCUCAAACGAGAAUUUAACAUUGAUCUGCGUGUUAUGGGAAUUACUGGAUCAAGAACUAUGCUGCUAAGUGACAUUGGGAUUGACUUGUCGAGAUGGAGAGAACUUCUGAACGAGAGAGGAGAAGAGGCUAAUAUGGAUAAAUUCACUCAGCACGUGCAUGGAAAUCAUUUUAUUCCCAACACUGUCUUGGUUGAUUGUACUGCAGACUCUAAUAUCGCUACCCGUUACUAUGAUUGGUUACGGAGAGGCAUGCAUGUCAUUACCCCAAAUAAGAAGGCUAACUCAGGGCCCCUUGACCAGUACCAAAAGCUGAGAGCUCUUCAAAGGAAAUCCUACACUCAUUACUUCUAUGAAGCCACUGUUGGAGCCGGUCUUCCAAUUAUCAGCACUUUAAGAGGUCUCCUUGAGACCGGAGACAAGAUACUACGGAUAGAGGGCAUUUUCAGUGGGACUUUGAGUUAUUUAUUCAACAAUUUUGUCGGAAGUCGAAAUUUCAGUGAGGUAGUGGCAGAAGCAAAAAAGGCCGGUUACACUGAACCUGAUCCAAGAGAAGAUCUAUCUGGAACUGAUGUUGCUAGGAAGGUGAUAAUUCUCGCUAGAGAAUCCGGCCUGAGAUUGGACCUCUCUGACCUACCCAUUAGAAGUCUCGUGCCCGAACCUUUAAAAGCAUGCACAUCUGCUGAAGAAUUCAUGGAGAAGCUACCACAAUUUGACAAAGACUUGGCCAAAGAAAGACAGGAAGCUGAAAAAUCGGGAGAAGUAUCUUCGAACUUUCUAGCCAUGCCGGUACUGCAUCCUCUCAGAAUCAUAACAUCUGAAACCCUUCCUUUUCCCGUCGGUAUAGGACGAUUUCGUUCUUCAAUAUCUCAUUUCGCUAAAGUGCUCUGUUCUGAUAGUUUUCCUUUUCACUUGCAGGCUAAUAUUAAUGUCCGUGCUAUAGCUCAAGGUUGUUCUGAGUACAAUGUUACUGUAGUUGUCAGACGCGAAGAUUGCGUAAGGGCGCUAAAAGCUGUGCAUUCAAGGUUUUUUCUGUCAAGAACCACCAUAGCAAUGGGAAUAAUAGGUCCAGGCUUGAUUGGUGGCACAUUACUUGAUCAGCUUAGGGACCAGGCUGGCGUUCUCAAACGAGAAUUUAACAUUGAUCUGCGUGUUAUGGGAAUUACUGGAUCAAGAACUAUGCUGCUAAGUGACAUUGGGAUUGACUUGUCGAGAUGGAGAGAACUUCUGAACGAGAGAGGAGAAGAGGCUAAUAUGGAUAAAUUCACUCAGCACGUGCAUGGAAAUCAUUUUAUUCCCAACACUGUCUUGGUUGAUUGUACUGCAGACUCUAAUAUCGCUACCCGUUACUAUGAUUGGUUACGGAGAGGCAUGCAUGUCAUUACCCCAAAUAAGAAGGCUAACUCAGGGCCCCUUGACCAGUACCAAAAGCUGAGAGCUCUUCAAAGGAAAUCCUACACUCAUUACUUCUAUGAAGCCACUGUUGGAGCCGGUCUUCCAAUUAUCAGCACUUUAAGAGGUCUCCUUGAGACCGGAGACAAGAUACUACGGAUAGAGGGCAUUUUCAGUGGGACUUUGAGUUAUUUAUUCAACAAUUUUGUCGGAAGUCGAAAUUUCAGUGAGGUAGUGGCAGAAGCAAAAAAGGCCGGUUACACUGAACCUGAUCCAAGAGAAGAUCUAUCUGGAACUGAUGUUGCUAGGAAGGUGAUAAUUCUCGCUAGAGAAUCCGGCCUGAGAUUGGACCUCUCUGACCUACCCAUUAGAAGUCUCGUGCCCGAACCUUUAAAAGCAUGCACAUCUGCUGAAGAAUUCAUGGAGAAGCUACCACAAUUUGACAAAGACUUGGCCAAAGAAAGACAGGAAGCUGAAAAAUCGGGAGAAGUAUCUUCGAACUUUCUAGCCAUGCCGGUACUGCAUCCUCUCAGAAUCAUAACAUCUGAAACCCUUCCUUUUCCCGUCGGUAUAGGACGAUUUCGUUCUUCAAUAUCUCAUUUCGCUAAAGUGCUCUGUUCUGAUAGUUUUCCUUUUCACUUGCAGGCUAAUAUUAAUGUCCGUGCUAUAGCUCAAGGUUGUUCUGAGUACAAUGUUACUGUAGUUGUCAGACGCGAAGAUUGCGUAAGGGCGCUAAAAGCUGUGCAUUCAAGGUUUUUUCUGUCAAGAACCACCAUAGCAAUGGGAAUAAUAGGUCCAGGCUUGAUUGGUGGCACAUUACUUGAUCAGCUUAGGGACCAGGCUGGCGUUCUCAAACGAGAAUUUAACAUUGAUCUGCGUGUUAUGGGAAUUACUGGAUCAAGAACUAUGCUGCUAAGUGACAUUGGGAUUGACUUGUCGAGAUGGAGAGAACUUCUGAACGAGAGAGGAGAAGAGGCUAAUAUGGAUAAAUUCACUCAGCACGUGCAUGGAAAUCAUUUUAUUCCCAACACUGUCUUGGUUGAUUGUACUGCAGACUCUAAUAUCGCUACCCGUUACUAUGAUUGGUUACGGAGAGGCAUGCAUGUCAUUACCCCAAAUAAGAAGGCUAACUCAGGGCCCCUUGACCAGUACCAAAAGCUGAGAGCUCUUCAAAGGAAAUCCUACACUCAUUACUUCUAUGAAGCCACUGUUGGAGCCGGUCUUCCAAUUAUCAGCACUUUAAGAGGUCUCCUUGAGACCGGAGACAAGAUACUACGGAUAGAGGGCAUUUUCAGUGGGACUUUGAGUUAUUUAUUCAACAAUUUUGUCGGAAGUCGAAAUUUCAGUGAGGUAGUGGCAGAAGCAAAAAAGGCCGGUUACACUGAACCUGAUCCAAGAGAAGAUCUAUCUGGAACUGAUGUUGCUAGGAAGGUGAUAAUUCUCGCUAGAGAAUCCGGCCUGAGAUUGGACCUCUCUGACCUACCCAUUAGAAGUCUCGUGCCCGAACCUUUAAAAGCAUGCACAUCUGCUGAAGAAUUCAUGGAGAAGCUACCACAAUUUGACAAAGACUUGGCCAAAGAAAGACAGGAAGCUGAAAAAUCGGGAGAAGUAUCUUCGAACUUUCUAGCCAUGCCGGUACUGCAUCCUCUCAGAAUCAUAACAUCUGAAACCCUUCCUUUUCCCGUCGGUAUAGGACGAUUUCGUUCUUCAAUAUCUCAUUUCGCUAAAGUGCUCUGUUCUGAUAGUUUUCCUUUUCACUUGCAGGCUAAUAUUAAUGUCCGUGCUAUAGCUCAAGGUUGUUCUGAGUACAAUGUUACUGUAGUUGUCAGACGCGAAGAUUGCGUAAGGGCGCUAAAAGCUGUGCAUUCAAGGUUUUUUCUGUCAAGAACCACCAUAGCAAUGGGAAUAAUAGGUCCAGGCUUGAUUGGUGGCACAUUACUUGAUCAGCUUAGGGACCAGGCUGGCGUUCUCAAACGAGAAUUUAACAUUGAUCUGCGUGUUAUGGGAAUUACUGGAUCAAGAACUAUGCUGCUAAGUGACAUUGGGAUUGACUUGUCGAGAUGGAGAGAACUUCUGAACGAGAGAGGAGAAGAGGCUAAUAUGGAUAAAUUCACUCAGCACGUGCAUGGAAAUCAUUUUAUUCCCAACACUGUCUUGGUUGAUUGUACUGCAGACUCUAAUAUCGCUACCCGUUACUAUGAUUGGUUACGGAGAGGCAUGCAUGUCAUUACCCCAAAUAAGAAGGCUAACUCAGGGCCCCUUGACCAGUACCAAAAGCUGAGAGCUCUUCAAAGGAAAUCCUACACUCAUUACUUCUAUGAAGCCACUGUUGGAGCCGGUCUUCCAAUUAUCAGCACUUUAAGAGGUCUCCUUGAGACCGGAGACAAGAUACUACGGAUAGAGGGCAUUUUCAGUGGGACUUUGAGUUAUUUAUUCAACAAUUUUGUCGGAAGUCGAAAUUUCAGUGAGGUAGUGGCAGAAGCAAAAAAGGCCGGUUACACUGAACCUGAUCCAAGAGAAGAUCUAUCUGGAACUGAUGUUGCUAGGAAGGUGAUAAUUCUCGCUAGAGAAUCCGGCCUGAGAUUGGACCUCUCUGACCUACCCAUUAGAAGUCUCGUGCCCGAACCUUUAAAAGCAUGCACAUCUGCUGAAGAAUUCAUGGAGAAGCUACCACAAUUUGACAAAGACUUGGCCAAAGAAAGACAGGAAGCUGAAAAAUCGGGAGAAGUAUCUUCGAACUUUCUAGCCAUGCCGGUACUGCAUCCUCUCAGAAUCAUAACAUCUGAAACCCUUCCUUUUCCCGUCGGUAUAGGACGAUUUCGUUCUUCAAUAUCUCAUUUCGCUAAAGUGCUCUGUUCUGAUAGUUUUCCUUUUCACUUGCAGGCUAAUAUUAAUGUCCGUGCUAUAGCUCAAGGUUGUUCUGAGUACAAUGUUACUGUAGUUGUCAGACGCGAAGAUUGCGUAAGGGCGCUAAAAGCUGUGCAUUCAAGGUUUUUUCUGUCAAGAACCACCAUAGCAAUGGGAAUAAUAGGUCCAGGCUUGAUUGGUGGCACAUUACUUGAUCAGCUUAGGGACCAGGCUGGCGUUCUCAAACGAGAAUUUAACAUUGAUCUGCGUGUUAUGGGAAUUACUGGAUCAAGAACUAUGCUGCUAAGUGACAUUGGGAUUGACUUGUCGAGAUGGAGAGAACUUCUGAACGAGAGAGGAGAAGAGGCUAAUAUGGAUAAAUUCACUCAGCACGUGCAUGGAAAUCAUUUUAUUCCCAACACUGUCUUGGUUGAUUGUACUGCAGACUCUAAUAUCGCUACCCGUUACUAUGAUUGGUUACGGAGAGGCAUGCAUGUCAUUACCCCAAAUAAGAAGGCUAACUCAGGGCCCCUUGACCAGUACCAAAAGCUGAGAGCUCUUCAAAGGAAAUCCUACACUCAUUACUUCUAUGAAGCCACUGUUGGAGCCGGUCUUCCAAUUAUCAGCACUUUAAGAGGUCUCCUUGAGACCGGAGACAAGAUACUACGGAUAGAGGGCAUUUUCAGUGGGACUUUGAGUUAUUUAUUCAACAAUUUUGUCGGAAGUCGAAAUUUCAGUGAGGUAGUGGCAGAAGCAAAAAAGGCCGGUUACACUGAACCUGAUCCAAGAGAAGAUCUAUCUGGAACUGAUGUUGCUAGGAAGGUGAUAAUUCUCGCUAGAGAAUCCGGCCUGAGAUUGGACCUCUCUGACCUACCCAUUAGAAGUCUCGUGCCCGAACCUUUAAAAGCAUGCACAUCUGCUGAAGAAUUCAUGGAGAAGCUACCACAAUUUGACAAAGACUUGGCCAAAGAAAGACAGGAAGCUGAAAAAUCGGGAGAAGUAUCUUCGAACUUUCUAGCCAUGCCGGUACUGCAUCCUCUCAGAAUCAUAACAUCUGAAACCCUUCCUUUUCCCGUCGGUAUAGGACGAUUUCGUUCUUCAAUAUCUCAUUUCGCUAAAGUGCUCUGUUCUGAUAGUUUUCCUUUUCACUUGCAGGCUAAUAUUAAUGUCCGUGCUAUAGCUCAAGGUUGUUCUGAGUACAAUGUUACUGUAGUUGUCAGACGCGAAGAUUGCGUAAGGGCGCUAAAAGCUGUGCAUUCAAGGUUUUUUCUGUCAAGAACCACCAUAGCAAUGGGAAUAAUAGGUCCAGGCUUGAUUGGUGGCACAUUACUUGAUCAGCUUAGGGACCAGGCUGGCGUUCUCAAACGAGAAUUUAACAUUGAUCUGCGUGUUAUGGGAAUUACUGGAUCAAGAACUAUGCUGCUAAGUGACAUUGGGAUUGACUUGUCGAGAUGGAGAGAACUUCUGAACGAGAGAGGAGAAGAGGCUAAUAUGGAUAAAUUCACUCAGCACGUGCAUGGAAAUCAUUUUAUUCCCAACACUGUCUUGGUUGAUUGUACUGCAGACUCUAAUAUCGCUACCCGUUACUAUGAUUGGUUACGGAGAGGCAUGCAUGUCAUUACCCCAAAUAAGAAGGCUAACUCAGGGCCCCUUGACCAGUACCAAAAGCUGAGAGCUCUUCAAAGGAAAUCCUACACUCAUUACUUCUAUGAAGCCACUGUUGGAGCCGGUCUUCCAAUUAUCAGCACUUUAAGAGGUCUCCUUGAGACCGGAGACAAGAUACUACGGAUAGAGGGCAUUUUCAGUGGGACUUUGAGUUAUUUAUUCAACAAUUUUGUCGGAAGUCGAAAUUUCAGUGAGGUAGUGGCAGAAGCAAAAAAGGCCGGUUACACUGAACCUGAUCCAAGAGAAGAUCUAUCUGGAACUGAUGUUGCUAGGAAGGUGAUAAUUCUCGCUAGAGAAUCCGGCCUGAGAUUGGACCUCUCUGACCUACCCAUUAGAAGUCUCGUGCCCGAACCUUUAAAAGUGACGACUAUGUCCCCUUUUUUUUUUGUUAAAUCACCUGACAAUCCUUCGAUGCAUCUAAUAUCUUCUGCUCCUUCGCUUCAGGCAUGCACAUCUGCUGAAGAAUUCAUGGAGAAGCUACCACAAUUUGACAAAGACUUGGCCAAAGAAAGACAGGAAGCUGAAAAAUCGGGAGAAGUAUCUUCGAACUUUCUAGCCAUGCCGGCUAAUAUUAAUGUCCGUGCUAUAGCUCAAGGUUGUUCUGAGUACAAUGUUACUGUAGUUGUCAGACGCGAAGAUUGCGUAAGGGCGCUAAAAGCUGUGCAUUCAAGGUUUUUUCUGUCAAGAACCACCAUAGCAAUGGGAAUAAUAGGUCCAGGCUUGAUUGGUGGCACAUUACUUGAUCAGCUUAGGGACCAGGUGAACUCAACUCUCUAG
Molecule: messenger RNA, 8565 nt
Organism: Tarenaya hassleriana
Lineage: Eukaryota; Viridiplantae; Streptophyta; Magnoliopsida; Brassicales; Cleomaceae
Exons: 47
Coding region: 127-8565 (2812 amino acids)
Biological process (GO): aspartate family amino acid biosynthetic process; L-homoserine biosynthetic process
Molecular function (GO): NADP binding; aspartate kinase activity; homoserine dehydrogenase activity
Source: RefSeq, a predicted model, not a curated record